Molecule: messenger RNA, 941 nt
Organism: Clupea harengus (Atlantic herring)
Lineage: Eukaryota; Metazoa; Chordata; Actinopteri; Clupeiformes; Clupeidae
Gene: lim2.2
Product: lens intrinsic membrane protein 2.2
Cellular component (GO): plasma membrane
Molecular function (GO): structural constituent of eye lens
Source: RefSeq, a predicted model, not a curated record
UGGAGUGAUUGUAGGGGGGUGAAAGGAGGGAGGGCACGGGCGAGCGCAUGCAGAGAGGGAGAGAGAGAGAGAGAGAGAGAUGACCUCACUGCUCACGUGUGGUACUGGAUCAUUCGCUCUAUUGUGGCAGAGAUAAUGCCAGCCUGGUCCAGGCGCUUUAAAAAGCAACGGGACCCUCAGGCUGCAGCCACCCGCUGGGGAGACACACACCGGCACCAGAGGAGGACUGUGCUAUCCCAGGUCACUCCUUGAUGCUGUACACACUGGCAGGUGGGGGCACACUGUGCGGUGUGGCUGCCCUCGUGCUCCUCAUCGUCUCCACGGCAACUGACUUCUGGAUGCAGUAUCGUUACUCUGGAAACUCGGCCAGCCAAGGCCUGUGGAGAUUCUGUAUCAACAACAAGUGUCAUGCGCACACUCUCACUGUGGCUUUCUGGGAUGCUACGCGUGCCUUCAUGCUGUUGUCCAUCCUGAGUUGUUUUGCUGGAGUUGUGCUUGGGCUCAGCGCCUUUGCCAAUGGAGCCAAGAGUAGGAGGGUGCGGACCGGAGGCAUCGCCCUGCUGCUGUCAGGUUUUCUUGCACUACUUGCUUUGGCAAUCUACACGGGGGUGACGGUCAACUUCUUUGGCAAGCGCUACAUCGACUGGCGUUUCUCCUGGUCCUACAUCCUGGGAUGGCUGGGGAUCAUCCUCUCUCUCACCGCUGGUAUGUUUCAGCUCUGGGCUUAUCAGAGGAACACAGCAGAGCCUCCACCCCCAGACCUCUCCGACAGCUGAGCACCCCCCCCCCCCCCCCCACACACACACACCCUAACCCUCUCAUCCUCUGAAGAGACUGGUGCCUACCCAUAGAAACAUGGCUGGUACAAUGUAACAGGGUUCAGAUACGGUUGUAAAUUAGAAAGCAUUAAAAAAAAAAACAUUAAAAAUAUGUUUUGGACA